This is a messenger RNA of Oncorhynchus gorbuscha (pink salmon), 2535 nucleotides long. RefSeq names its product GTP binding protein 6 (putative) (gene gtpbp6). Lineage: Eukaryota; Metazoa; Chordata; Actinopteri; Salmoniformes; Salmonidae. The coding region runs from base 256 to 1941 and encodes 561 amino acids. Gene Ontology annotation, cellular component: cytoplasm. Gene Ontology annotation, molecular function: GTP binding; ribosome binding. The record is from RefSeq and is a predicted model, not a curated record. The transcript has 10 exons.
AAAUGUCUAGUCGACAUGUGCAGCUUCAAAACAACACCAGCACAUUAUUUUAGACCUUUUCCAUAAGUCGCUUCUGUUAUCAGAAUGGAUUGCAUUUUCAGCACUGAUUCAAUAUUGCGAAAAGGUUUUGUAGCUAAUUUCCUAGAACUGUAGUAAUAAUGCGUUGUUUUGGUCUCACUCACUUCCCAGUGACAUUGUUAGCUGGCUAAUUCGCUACAUAGCUAGGCUACUAGUUAACGUUAGGAAACCGUUAUCAUGUCAACCAUAAAGUAUUGUAUGUUAGGUAACAGUGUAGUUACACGUUUAUUCCCCAAAAGGACCUAUUCAUGGUGUGUACAGUUGAAGCAUCAGCAGUUUUACUGCGCAGAGAACUGGCUUAAGUUACCAACAAGUUAUACUUGCCAUAAGAGAUCACAUGAUGUCAAUCAAUCAUAUCAGUAUAUCUCACAAUAUGGGCUCCAACGUCACAGAGCUACAACAGUGUCAUGGCAGACAUCUAUCCCCUUACAACACAGACGCUUUUCACUGUCAACAUACCAGCUGAAAAUGAGGGAUGACGACCAUACCCCAGGACAUGAAAGCCUGGGCAGGGAGGAGGACGAUUAUAUAGAUGACAGUGAGAUAGAUGAGCUGUUUCAGCACCAGAUCCCUAUGGUCGGAGAGGGAGACCACCGCAUCUUCAUCGUCCAUCCUGAUGUGAAAUGGGGAAGCAGGAAGCAGUACCUUACCACAGCCAAUCUGAUGAUGGCGGAGGCAGUGGGUUUGGUCAACACUCUACACAACUGGAGUGUCAUCGACAAGAUCAUCCUCUCCACCAAGACACCAGAGAAAAAGAUGAUCUUUGGCAAAGGCAACUUCCAGACGCUCACAGAGAGAAUCAGAAGAACUCCGGGAGUAACUGCUGUGUUUGUCAACGUGGAGCGUCUGUCCCCUGCCUCAGAGAAAGAGUUUGAGGAGGCGUGGGGGGUGAAGGUGUUUGACAGAUACUCUGUGGUUCUCCAUAUCUUCCGCUGUAAUGCCAGAACCAAGGAGGCCAAGCUACAGGUCUCCCUGGCUGAGAUUCCACUGCUCAGAUCCCGUUUGAGAAAUGAAGUGGCCAACUUGGACCAGCAGGGUGGGGGCUCCAGAUACAUUAUGGGUUCAGGUGAGACGCUGAUGGAGGUACAGCAGAGAGUUUUGCAGGAGAGAGAGCUGAAGAUCUGCUCUGCUCUACAACAUCUGAGGAGGAAGAGACACCUGCUCCGCUCCCAACGCAAAAACAGAGACUUCCCCAUCAUCUCUGUUAUGGGCUAUACCAACUGUGGUAAGACGACUCUGAUCAAGGCGUUGACUGGUGACGCUGCGCUGCAGCCUAGAGAUCAGCUGUUUGCCACGCUGGACGUCACGGUGCACGCCGGCACGCUGCCUAGUCACAUGACUGUGCUUUACGUGGACACCAUCGGCUUCCUGUCCCAGCUUCCCCACCGGCUCAUAGACUCCUUCUCCGCCACGCUGGAUGACGUCACUCACUCUGACCUGAUAGUCCAUGUGAGAGACAUCAGCCACCCAGAGACUGUGAACCAGAAGGAGAAUGUGUUGAAUGUCCUGAGGAACCUUCAGAUCCCAGACAGACUGCUGAGCUCCAUCGUAGAAGUCCAUAAUAAGAUAGAUCUAGUGGACAGCUAUGAGCCCUCUGAGCCCAACAGCCUGCCUAUCUCUGCUCUGAGAGGACAGGGUCUGGAGGAGCUGAAGAUAGUUGUAGAAGACGCUAUAAUGAGAUCUACAGGGAAACAGGUCCUGACUCUCCUUGUGGACCUCAGCAGCUCCCAGUUAAGCUGGCUGUACAAGGAGGCAACAGUUCAGGAAGUGGACGUUAACCCAGAUGAAGGUUCCGCUGUCGUCAAGGUGAUCAUCAGUGCUGCUGCGUACGGACGCUACAGGAAGAUGUUCUUAGGUAGUUAGAAACACUGCAGGUCUAAACCCUGGAUGAUUGACAGGAGGCUUUAUUGAAGCCACCGCGCAGCAAUAGAAAUGCAUUUAUUAUAUUAGACACCUUAAAACAUUUUUGAAGUCUGCAUUAUGUUAGCUUAAGAUACAAAUAAAAUAAAAAUCCUUCAUAAAGUAUUUAUUUUUUGAGUAUUGUUACUGUCCCCACUACAACAACAAAAAAAUACUUGUAUAAUGGCUACGGUGUCUCAAAAUGGACAAACGGUACUACCAGUAUAGCCUAUUUUUUUUCUUGUUUUUCAAGCAAAGGUCUUUUUAAGGGAGUAUGGUGCACACUUGUUCGGUUCAGUUAGGCGAGUUUGGCCGAACUGAACCAUGCUGAACCCUAACCAAUAAUCACUGUUACCGAGAGUUCCUGUCAUAACAUCCUUUUAUUAGGGAACACACAAAAAGCUGUUUCAUCAGAAAACCACACUACUCUUGUUGUAUGAAUGAUAAAAUGCAUUUAAAUGUAAAUAUGUUAACAGGAAAGUGACAAGGUAUGACAGUAUAUUGAUUAAUUAUUAACUGUCUAUCAUGUUUCACAUCUCACCUGGGCUGGAUCUGCUU